UGGCUGCAAGAACAGAUACUAAUGGAGGAGGGAAGAUAGAUGCAAAUAAAAAAGAAUCAUCGGUCAUAUGAUGUGUACAACCUGAGUCAAAGACCCAGUAAAUCCACAAUAUACGUGAAGGGCCCGAAGUGGACAAAUCUAUUGAAGGAGAGACUGAAACAAUAUUAGGCUACUGAAGAAGCUUCUAAGUUGAACAAUAGAGGUUUUGAUUGAGAAUAAGCGUUAUGUGGUGGAUUUUGAAGGAAAUAGUGGAGAGUUUAUUCGCAUCACAAAAUGAAAUCAAUUUGGAUCUUUUUCUACAGAGGAGGGUUGAUAUGGUUGAAGGAUUCCAUUGAUUGUGCCUUGCGAUAGAAUAGUAAGGAAGUGUGUCUUAAAAAACGUAAGGAGAAUUCAUUUUGUUUAUGGAUUGAGGUUGAAUCUAGUAGGUUUGGUGAAGAAUAUAUGAGGAGGAAGGAUGGGAUUGAUAAUACCCAAGGGUGUCACUGGGAGGGGAUGUGAAAUGUUCAAAAGGUUUUUAGAGAAUGUUAUACAGGGCAAUAGAGGGCAGGAGAAUAUGAAUAUUGCCGGCAAGAAUAACAGGGGAAUGAGUGUUACCACUGGGAGGAAAGCAAAUAAAGUUAUAUUCUUCCGCUCAGAUGCUACAAAGGUUGAGGAUAUUUACAGGAACGAAAAGUGUUUGUUGUCGAACUCUGUUUCUUUAACAUUGCAGAGGUGGCAACCAAUUGUGCCAAAACAAGGCGACUGCUAUGGUGGUUUCAUUGAUGUGGAUCAUGAACUAAGAACCAUGAAAUUCUAUUUCAGGGUUUUUUCGAAUGAGGGGAGAUUCAAGCAUGAUGAACAAGGGCAGUUGGUUGAAGAAGGUAGCACAAACUAUGGGUGCACUGGGUGCAAGGUUGAAGACGACAGGGAAAGGGUUGAAGGGGUAUGUGUCACAAGGGGAGGGAAGGAUGCAAAGAAGUCUGGAUUGUUCACGGCCCAAAUUACCAGGGGCCCAGAGCCCAGUAUCUUUAUGUCAAAGGCUGUAAUACCUAUGGCUAUUAUUCGUAAAAGCUGUGGAGACGAGGAUAAGGGGUGCGAUGAAGACGCCGAAGAAAAUCUAAGGCGUCCGAAUGAGGGGUUCAAAUUGAGGGCAAGAAAGGGGAAAAGGGUUGAAACUAAUGUCGCGAACAAUUUCAAUGCCAAGGAUUUAAGUGAAGACUGUGCAAAUGUCAGAGAAGAGUUCGUCGUUGGAAAUUUUGGGUUGGAAGAUGAUGUACAAGGAUGA
Messenger RNA from Ilex paraguariensis (yerba mate), 1264 nucleotides. The record is from the annotation of a GenBank genome assembly. Lineage: Eukaryota; Viridiplantae; Streptophyta; Magnoliopsida; Aquifoliales; Aquifoliaceae.